This is a messenger RNA of Anopheles coustani, 4113 nucleotides long. RefSeq lists its product as uncharacterized. Gene Ontology annotation, cellular component: cell surface; synapse; postsynaptic membrane. Bases 1 to 4113 code for a protein of 1370 amino acids. NCBI's taxonomy places the organism in Eukaryota, Metazoa, Arthropoda, Insecta, Diptera, Culicidae. Gene Ontology annotation, biological process: presynaptic membrane assembly; synaptic vesicle endocytosis; postsynaptic membrane assembly. The record is from RefSeq and is a predicted model, not a curated record. Gene Ontology annotation, molecular function: neurexin family protein binding; signaling receptor activity. The transcript has 7 exons.
AUGCUAAUGCUCCUGUUGAACCUGGUGUUUUCGCUGCGUGUGGUCCUCGCGCAAGUGGAAACCAUCCUCGACAGCAGUGAGUACGACGAUCUGGGACUGCCGGCGACAACGGUACGCAAGCCACAGAUCGCCGGAUUUCUCGCGAGUGACGGAACCGACCUCUACCCAUCGAUGUCGAUGUCCAACGAUGGUCCUUCCUCCUCCUCCUAUCAACGUCCAGCGAUGGCGAAUUACGAAAGCAAUCCGUUCAUCGCACGGGCUGAGCUCUACCGAAAGGCUGCCGGUGCUCCACGACCACAAAGCCCUGUCCAGGGACAGCAGCAGCAACAACAGCAGCAGCAACAGGGCUAUGAUCCGCGCGACGGAACGCCCUACACGCGGGACAUCGCCGUCAAGCAGGGCAUCCUGCGGGGCUCUGUGCGCGUUAUGCACCCACAGUCCGGCCUGAAGAACGUCGACCGGUAUUUGGGCAUACCGUAUGCGGAGGCACCGGUCGGGUCCCGACGGUUCAUGCCUCCCAGUGCUCCCAUUCCCUGGAGUGGGUUGAAGAUGGCGACAAAGCUGUCACCGGUCUGCCCGCAGAACCUGCCGAGUCUGACCAACGCGAACAACAACUACUCCAAGGGCCGGUACGACCAGAUCAAGCGACUACUGCCCUUCCUGAAGUCGGAAAACGAGGACUGUCUCUACCUGAACCUGUACGUCCCGAGCUAUGAAGGCAUUGGACCGCAGAGCAAAUAUCCAGUGAUCGUGUACAUCCACGGCGAGUCGUACGAAUGGAACAGCGGCAACCCAUACGAUGGAUCCAUCCUGGCGAGCUACGGUCAGGUGAUAGUGGUGACACUCAACUUCCGCCUCGGCAUCCUCGGAUUCAUGAAGCCCGGCAUCAGCGACCACACGACGAGCAACUUUGGCCUGUUGGACCAAAUCGCCGCCCUGCAGUGGAUCAAGGAGAAUAUCGGUGCGUUCGGGGGCGACCCCAAGCUGGUGACGGUGAUGGGCCACAGUACGGGGGCAGCCUGCGUCAACUUCCUGAUGGUGUCGCCGGUGGCCAAAGGCCUCUUCCACCGGGCGGUCCUGAUGUCCGGUUCGGCCCUGUCGGACUGGGCGCUCACGCAACAUCCGCUCCAAGCAACCAUGCAGGUCCUGCAGGGACUGAACUGUCCGCUGAACGGCGAGAACGACGAGGUCACCGCGUGCUUGCGCCGGAAGCGCUACAGCGAAAUUCUGGGCGUAAAAACGGCCUCCCCGCAGUUCUCCACACGCUUCGGGCCCAUCGUGGACGGGCUGGUUAUCCCGAACCUGCCGCACAAAGUCAUGGGCCAGUACAGUGACAUUUUUAGUGGAUACGACCUGCUGUACGGCAUGACCGAGCUGGAGUCCUAUCACAUCCUGAAUGCGGUUGCGCUCACGUACGGCCUGCUGGAGAACGAAAGAGACCAUUUAUUGCGCUUUUACAUGCAGAAUCGGUUCGAGAUUCGGCCCGACCUCGCCCUGGCCGCCACACUCCGGGAGUACACCGACAUCUACAUGGAUCCGAACAAGGCCCUGGCCGACGAGCAUCGGGACAAUCUGCUCGAGAUACUGUCCGAUGCGCGCGUCGCCGCCCCGAUGGUCCAGACCGGGCUCUAUCUGUCGAAGGUCAACCCCAAGUGCUACAUGUACGUGUUCGGCCACAAUAGUGAGGCUGGGGAGUACGGACGGCUUUCCCAGAGCGUCGUCGGGGAGGAUCUGGCGUACGUUUUUGGAGCACCACUUGGUCAGGUUGGUCCAUUCCAGCACCACUACAACGCCCGCGAGCGACUGUUUUCCGAAGCAGUGAUGAAGUAUUUUUCCAACUUUGCCAAAACGGGAAAUCCAAAAGCACCGUGGAAAGACCUGUUUCUGAAUCUCAAUCCGGAAGAUUGGUCGUACUACGACGUCGACUGGCCGGAGUACAACAGCGUAAACCAGAGCUACCUUCACAUGGGCAUCACGCCCGUCGUGGGCCAUCGUUACCGGCAGAAGUACAUGAAGUACUGGAACGAGCAGCUCCCGGAGGAGCUGAAGAAGAUCACGAGCUCUAAGACUCACGCGCCGUACUCGGAUUUCUUCAAUCCCACCACGAAGGGUAUCGCUGGGCAGGGGAGUCGCGUGCGGGGAGGUACCACACCGAACCCGGACGCGUAUCCCACCGGGCACAUUAACGUCUAUCCGAUACGGGUGGACAUCGAGCGUCCGACGGAAGACCCGUUUAGGGAGCUGCUCUAUCGAAUGAAGGACCCGCUGGCUGGCCCGGGGAUGUACAAUGCUCCGGCGACCUCGUCCGUCGCCGCCAUUCCGUCCGGCCACGACAAGGGUCCCGCCCAGCUGGCCACGAGCGUUGAGCUGCAAAAGCACCAGAAACAUCUGCAGCAACAGCAACAGGGACGCGAUGGGUUCGGCCCGGACUCGGCGGAUCUGGAUGGCAACGCGGCGGAUCUAAUGAAGAGUGAGUCAACGCUCACGUUCCUGAUCGCGAUCGCCAUCGUGUUUCUGCUGUUCAAUAUCUUCGUCGUCGUGGCGUACCUCGUGCGGCGUCAUCUGGCGGCCAACCAGAGUGGCCCAGCCGGGCGGAAGGUGGUCAAGCGGAAGUACGACGACGCGAUGCUGGAGAGUGCGGCCGCUGCCGUCGUGUCCGGCGUUGCGUUGGGCGAAAAGGAAGACCCCUGUGGGCCACAUCACCCGCUGCACCAUCAUCACCAUCAUCAUCAUCUGCCCCAUCUGCAGCAAGGUGGUGGCGGGUACAUACUGGAGCACAGUCCCUCGACCGCGGCCAUGAUGCUGCGGAAGUCCAACUCCUACGAACCGGUGGCGAAGCAGCACUUCGUUGACCCACCGCCAGAGGGCGCACCGAUCGGUUGCUCAUCGGAAGCGGGUUCGCUUGGGCUCGAUGCGGUUGACUCGCACACGAAGGUUUGCGACUGGAUGGUGGCCUCGGCAGGCUGUCCGCGCGUUGUUCCUCCCGUCGUUCCUCCACACAAAAUCAGUGUGGCCAUCGACGCGACACCACAAGCGCGAAGUAACAGCGUCCUCCGGCAGGAACCGAUCGAGAUCACCAAGGCGAAGUCGUUCGAAUACGGCUCGAUGGACGAGGCGGACGGUUGCGACCUUCCCGACGGCCAACCAUGCUCUCACAGUGGAAGCCAGAGUACUGGCACUGGCAGCACAGCCUCGUCAUCCUACUCCAGCUCAGCCACAACGGAAGAAGCCAAACCAACGAUAUACUACAACUAUCCCGACCGACAGCCGCCACCUUUCGCAGCCGAGCACGCACUGGAGGAAGUCACCAGUUUCAUAGAGCCGGAACACGACCCUUCGAACGAUAUCAACGUGACGUGCCGGGAUGCGAGCAUUGAGAAGGAUCCGCUCUCACCGGAGGAAGCGCUGCGGGUGAUACAGAGGCGGAACUUCCCAAAGGUCCUACCGGAUCAUCCGCGCUCCGGUGGGGCAACCAUCGGCGCGUCCAUGAAGCGUCGCUCCCUGCCUCCACAGUCCCUGUACGGACCGCUUCCCCACGGCACGCACAGUUUACGUCGGGACGCGACGAACGGUGGCCGACUAGUUCCAGCCCCUCCGCCCCGCAUCUGCUCCACCCUCGGACGGCAGGCACGCACGAGCAAAAACUUUAUCAGCUCACCCCCUAUCGUGGCCGAAGAGCCUCCGGUUGCGGAAGAGCCCCCGAUCGCACUGAACACCCUCCACGUUGGGCCCCUGCUGCCGACGCACCAGGAGAGCACCUACAUGACCAUGUCCAGGCAGAAUUCGGUCAGCUCGGAGUGUGACCCUACCGUGCCGAGCCAGGAAGGAGACGAGCAAGAGGAAGCCACCCCACCGGUGGACAUUAUUUGCAUCGAACACAAGCCGGAAAGCCACUACAGUUACGUACGGCCCGUUGCGUUGAUGCGAACUCCGUCGUCUUUCAAGUGUCCCGAGUUGGUGCGACCGCUUGAUGACGGGGCACAAAGGGCGGUGGAUGGUGGUAGUCUCGAUGCUGAUGACGCUUCCCGGGUUCCCGAGCGGGAUAAACUAAGUUCCGAUUCGUCCGCCACCGAUACUACUUCCGGAAGCACCGGAACGAUCAAGAAACUGUAG